This is a messenger RNA of Funneliformis caledonium, 1071 nucleotides long. NCBI's taxonomy places the organism in Eukaryota, Fungi, Glomeromycota, Glomeromycetes, Glomerales, Glomeraceae. The record is from the annotation of a GenBank genome assembly.
AUGAAAACAAUUCCCUUUCUUGCGACUGUCCUUGCGACUUUAUGUAUAGUAAAUGCUCAAGCUCCCACCACACCGUCACCCCCAGCUGCUGUUCCGAGUACAACUGUAACUUUCAAUGGACAAACUUUAACAUUUCCACCCAUGGAUAAAUUACCGGAUGUUAAAGAUCCUCAAGUUGUAGAAUGGGUAAAAAGUUUGGAUUUGUCUAAAGUUCCAAAACUUCCGGCUUCAAAUGGUGGCGUCCCCAACCCUUUUUCAGCUAAUUGUAACCCCCCAACUGUAAUUGAACCAGAUCAAGGUUCUUGGACUUGUCAAAAAUUCACCGCGGACGAUGAUAUUCAAGAAUGCCCAAAGACUGGUACAUGGGGAUUGACAUACGAUGACGGUCCAUCAGCUUCAACACCCAAAUUAUUAAGUAAAUUAAGUGAUUUAAAACUUAAAGCUACACUAUUCGUUAUAGGAAGUCGGGUUUCGCAAAACCCUCAAAUUCUCAAAGAUGCUUAUGAUGCUGGACAUAAUAUCGGUGUGCACACGUGGUCUCAUCCAGCACUAACCUCCCUUUCAGAUGAAGCCAUCAUUGCCGAAUUGUUAUGGACAAAGAAGAUUAUUAAAGACAUUAUCGGUGUCACUCCAUUAUAUAUGCGCCCUCCGUAUGGUGAUACUGAUAAUCGUGUUCGUGCUAUUACUCGUGCUUGCGGUUUGAAAACUGUCCUUUGGGUACCUGAAUUCGAUAGCAAUGACUGGGCUCUCGCAGCCACUCCUCCUAAACCGAUCAGCACCGUCAUAGAUACCUUUGAAACAUGGAUGCAAAAAUUCCCUACAAUGAGCACUGGGUUUAUCGUUCUCGAACAUGAUCUUUUCCCACAAACUGUUGAUGCCGCACUUAUCGUGCUUGAUAGAGCUGUUAAGGUUCCAAAUUUGACUAUUAUGACUGUACCUCAAUGUGUCGGUGAUAACGCUCCUUACCUGGAAUUGGCGGGCAAUGGUAGUACAAUAAAUAAAUCUUCAAGUAAUAAAACUAAAUCUUCUCCUGUUAAAGUAGCUAAUGAUUCCAGUGAUUCUAAUAACUGA